Vespa velutina is the source of this 4842-nucleotide messenger RNA. RefSeq names its product transcription factor Sox-21-B-like. The record is from RefSeq and is a predicted model, not a curated record. Gene Ontology annotation, molecular function: DNA-binding transcription factor activity, RNA polymerase II-specific; RNA polymerase II cis-regulatory region sequence-specific DNA binding. The transcript is spliced from 3 exons. Bases 1351 to 2334 code for a protein of 327 amino acids. NCBI's taxonomy places the organism in Eukaryota, Metazoa, Arthropoda, Insecta, Hymenoptera, Vespidae. Gene Ontology annotation, biological process: cell differentiation; anatomical structure morphogenesis; regulation of DNA-templated transcription.
UCGUACUGAUGACUGUGAAUAAAGAAAGAAAAAAAAAAAAAAAAAAAAAAAAAAUAACAAUAAAUAAAUAUAUAAAUAAUAACCUUUAAAUAUCAAAAGGACAGGUCGAUGGUUAAAAAGUGAAAGAAAGGUCGAAAAAAUGGUCGUGGUUGUAGGAUAAUCUGUAGGAGAAACGCGGCCGCACAAAUACUCGAACAAACGUGUCUGAGAUAGAUCCAUUGAGCUAGUUGCAAAAGUGUUAGAAAUAAUGGAUAAGAGAAAGAAAUGAAAUAGGUUGGAGAAAGAGAGAGAAAAGAAAAACCCCAGGAUCAUGUCUAAAAGAAUAUACGUGACUUUAUCUGUAUAUUUCUGUCUGUAUGCGUACGUGAGAGAAAAAGAGGAAGAAAGAGAAUGAGAAAAAGAGACAGAAAGAGAGAGAGAGAGAGAGAGAAAGAGAGAGAGAGAGAGACAGAGAGAGAGAGAGAGAGAAAGAGAACGUUCCUGGUCCACCUGUUGCAUGCGUCGGUAUUCUCGAUUCGCCAUGUCAACGAAGGAGCCAAUCGUGGGUGUCCAUUAGCCGUGCACGAUGGUGGGAGCAGAAGGAUUCGUCUGGUUGGCCGUCGGAACGAACUUUUCCCACGUCCCACGGGAGUCGGGCCACUCGACGCUCAGCGGAUCCCGCGGAUUCGCCCCGGACUCCUCUCACCACCGGCAACCUACUCUCUCACUGAUCCUGCCACAGUCCUUGCCACGCUCUCGCUACGAUCCGCGAUUGUCUCUCGACGUCUCGCAUUUCAAAUUUACCUGUCGUCCGUAAAUUUCGUUUAGUUAAUCAUCCUGAAAACUCCUUAGGACACUUGGAAUGAUCAUCGUCUUUGCCGUGAAGUGGGAAUUCGUUAGAAAUCAAAUUGAACUUGAUUGAUCAUAAAACUGUUUAAAGAGAUAUUAUUGUUGAACGAGAGAAAUUUAUUAUAUAUUUCUCAAAAAAAGUUCGUAUGUGUUUAGAGAAAGUUAGUGGAUAUCGCGGUGGGAUCGACAAAAAAAAUCGAUAUGGAUGCGCCUAGGAAUUUUUUCGAUGGGCGCAUAAUUUGAUUUCUAAUUAUUAAGAGGAAAAAAAAAUUAAAAAGCAAGAAAGAAAAAGAAAAAAGGGAAGAGAAAAAGAGAAGAGAGAGAGAGAGAGAGAGAGAGAGAGAAAGAAAGAGAGAGAGAGAGAGAGAGGGUGUUUGUGUUAAAGUUUUUUCAUUUAAAUGCAACGAAAGAUAACCGCCAAAAUGUGCAUCGAUUCGAUUCAAAGUUGUUAAGUUGUUCCGCGCUUCGGCACCGCGAUUCGAGUUACGCGGGAAUUCGAACGGACGAGGAAAUACCGUCGGAAUGUCGUCGAAAACGCUUCACAACGAGCACAUUAAGAGGCCGAUGAACGCGUUCAUGGUAUGGUCUCGUGGACAGCGACGUAAAAUGGCACAGGAAAAUCCGAAAAUGCAUAACUCCGAAAUUUCUAAACGACUUGGAGCAGAAUGGAAGCUACUAAGCGAAAGUGAAAAGCGGCCCUUCAUAGACGAGGCUAAGAGAUUAAGAGCCCUACACAUGAAAGAACACCCGGACUACAAAUAUCGACCACGACGGAAACCGAAGAAUUUAGUGAAGAAAGAAAAUAAAUUCGGUUUUUCAAUAUCGCCAUUGAUGUCGCCUGGUGAUACCCUCGGCAACAUAUCUCGUGGUCUUUUACCACCAUUGGCACCACCUUCGCAUCAUCAUCCUCUGAUAGGUCACGACGAUCUCAAGAUACCUCGUUUCUUCCCACCGUUUCCGUAUCCCCUCUAUCCGAUUCAACACAAGUUGGGUGACGAAUUGAACGGUGGUAAAUUGGCUGCGGAUUUGGCCUUCCAAGCACUAUACGGUGGUAGUACGUUUUAUUCGAGUCACCAAGCGGUAUCCUGGCCAGGAUUACCGGCGACGACGUGUCUCCAAGCUAAUUGUGGUUGUCCUAGUCCACCGAAGGAUCCGAAAAGGACGUAUUUGCCGUCGAAGUUGGAGGAGAGACCCUUUUCGAGUCCGGGUAAACACGAGGACGAAACUUUUCCGAUCGAGCGUGAUACUACCAUCGAAGAAUCUCGUUACAGAAAGUUAGAGGACGAAGGAUUAACUUCGACAUUGGAAAGGCAUCAAGAAGAAAGAUCGAGAGAUCGUUUCUCAUCAUCUUCUUCCUCAUCUCCAACCGAUCGACCAGAAAGGGUAUCUAGUACGACAUCGGCAACGACAACGAGUACGGUGACUAAAGUUGAAAGCGUAUUCUCCGUACAAAAUCUUACAUCACCUAGCACGAAUUUGACGUCCCAUAGAAGUCACGUCAUAUGAAGACCGCUGCCGGUUCUCCCGGAUCUAAACUUCCGGGGGAACCUUCUACCAACCGGUUGGCCGACGGCAACCGAUUGGUGGAGAAUACCACCGAUGCUUUCACCGAUUCCACAAGCUAGUGUCACUAAUUUACCAUCGGCUAACAUAAAGGACGACGAUGUUCACUUUCAGGAAGAACAUCAGAGAAAUUCUGUCGUCUCCAGAACGACUGGAAGGACUGGCUUGCACGUCGGUGCCGCGCAAUGAAAUCUUCUUGAGAAGUAUCAUUAGGUGGACGAGUCAAGUGCAUUUACUGAAACGUGAUAGAAAUGCUUUCAGACUUCUUUUACUUUUCUUUUAACGUGUUUAAAGAAUUUAUGAUAAAUAUCUAAAAGCAGUGAUAUUACGUAAACUUCAUUUCUCCUACGUGUUGUUUGUUGUUUAUCUCAGCUCUAAUAAAAGCAAGAAAUAAUCGACGAUUCUCGCUAAAGAACGUUAUAUCCAAGGUAAGAUGGCCGAAAUUAUUCAAAUUUCGUCGCGUUACUUUAACAAUUGAUAAAAUAACAUGGAACGAUGGAACGAUGAAAUUCGAUACGUAAUGUCGACGAAAGCCAGAAAAUUAUUAUGUUAAUUGAGACAAUCCCAACAUAGAGAAGAAAAAAAAAAAAGAAGAGGAGAGAACAAAGAAAAUAAAGAAAAAAGAAAGCGAUGGCUCCACAACUACCUCCCCCCCCCCACCCUCUACCGAUCGCCCGUUGAAAAUUUCGUGAAAAACAUUUCCUUCUUUCAAAGCCAUCUAGUGAGUUAGAUAGUCGAAAUCGAUAACACGGUGUUACGAAAAUCCCACAAAGAGAUACGGUACUCCCUUCUGGGAGAUACUCCGUACACGUUGGAAAUACUAGAAGAGUCCGAUUUUGAUGAGACAACCAACCCUCUCAUACCACAUAUUACCUACAUACAUGCGAAUCGGGCGUGUCUUUGCCAACCCACGAAAAACAGAAAGAGAAAGGGAGAAAGGACGUAGGAGGGGUUGUAUGCGAGAUCGAGAGAGAAAGGAUGGAAGAUGGAAAGGGUGAGAGAGAGAGAGAGAGAGAGAGAGAGAGAAAGAGGGAGAGACAGAGAGGGGAAAAGGGAAAUAGGGAGGGGGUAGGGAUGGAGGAGAAAAAAACCUCUUCCAGUGGAGGCAAAUCUCUUCUUUGGGAUGCGGCCAUGCGAAAUAAGCCAAACGUUUUGAAUGCUAACGUAGAUGCGAGAACGGACCCGACACGUAUGUGCUGUACGCGUUCACGGCUAUUUUGUUGCGGUGGCGUUUUCGCGACGACGAAACGCAUCGAUACAACCCGCGAAAUUAUUCAGCGAAAACGUAUGUAUGUAUGUAUAUAUGUAUGUAUGUAUGUAUGUAUGUAUGUAUGUAUGUAUGUAUGUAUGUAUGUAUGUAUGUAUGUAUGUAUGUGUGUAUGUAUGUAUGUAUGUGUGUAUGUAUGUAUGUACCUACGUAAACGUUUCCGCGUACGCUUCACGGGAAUAUCGAUCACGAGGAAGGUAUUCGCGAAUCACCCGUUGCGUAUGUAAUUACGUAAAAUCGAAUUUUCUUGUUGUUCGAUGCCAAACGGAGUACCUAUCGUUGUCCCCGUCUAGCCAUUAUUCCAUUGUGUAUAUUUUAUAGAUUUUAUUUUGUGACGAUCGCGCAUAUAUAGAAUUUCUGGUGCUUACAAAAAAGAAAAAGAAAAAGAAGAAAAGAAGAAAAAAAAAAAAAAAAAGAAAGAAAUAAGUAGAACUUUUCGAAGCGGAUUUCAUUUCUCUAAAUUUUUCUUGUUUUUUAAUUUCUUAAAAUUUUCUUGUACUACAAUGACGCGUCAUACAAUUAGAUUUUCUAAUCAUAUUAAUUCAAUGUAGGAAAGAAUUAACGGCUAUCAAGAUAGUGCUGGCGCUAAAUUGAACUUUCAAUAUAAAUGAGAAUUCAUUCAUUAUUUUGUUGAAUAGUAGUUAUAUUUACUUAUCGUUUUCUUCGUGAAAAAAUUGUUACGAAAUCGUGCAAUCAAGUCCUUUUGUAUUUUAGUAUUAUAUUAUCGUCUGUUAAAUAGUUCUUAUUGAGUUAAGGGCCACGCGUUAAUAAAUUCCGAAGGGACACGCUAACGAAUUUCAAUAAUACAUUAGAAUGACUCUAAAAAAGUCAAAGACGCAUUUUACUUAAAGCGUUCCACAAAAGAUGUAAAAUAAGUAUAAUGUAAAACAUAUCUAAUAAAUAGAAACAUAUCUUUCGAGUACGUAUGUAGCGCGUUCGUCUCUAUGUAAAAGAAAAAGAAAAAAAAAGAAAAAAAAAGAAAAAAAACAAAAAAGAAAAAACUCCAAAAAAAAGGAAGACAAAGCAAAAAAAAAAAAGUCUCUCAUGUACGAUCCGUCGAAUUUUUUCCAUUAACUUAAAUCCAACUGCGUUGUAUUACACGCCGAGGUGACAUAUAAAAUAAUCACUGUUAAUUCAUGCUGUAACAUAUUGCAAUUUGUAAAUAAAAUCACGAAUUAAUUACU